AUGCGGGCGUGGACUUCUAAAGCUGCUAGGCCAAAACGAGCUAGAAAGCGCGGUCUCUUUGUGUGCCUCGCGCUUGCUAUAUGGGGCCUCUUCCACGUAUCGAAGCUGCGAUCCAGCCGUGAUGAGCCGUUCUCGAAAAUGGGCAUCAAUUCGAGGCGCGACCAUACGUUCUCCGCAGGCUGUUUAGACCCAUAUGCUUAUCAAGAACAGCCGGGCUAUCAAAGACAGAAUGCUACCUUUGUAAUGCUGACGCGGAACCAGGAGCUAAGUGGUGUAUUGAGCUCGAUGUACAGUGUAGAGCGGCACUUCAACCAGUGGUUCCAGUAUCCGUAUGUGUUUCUGAACGAUGAGGAGUUUUCUGAGGAGUUUAUUGCCCAAGUAAGGGCGGCAACUCACGCUGAUGUUGAGUUCGGAGUUUUGAGCGAGCUGGAAUGGGAGUUUCCGACUGAAGUGCGUGAGCAGCUCGUGUUCAAACACAGCAUCGAAGAUCAGGGCGAUCGCGGAAUUAUGUACGGGAACAUGGAGUCUUACCACAAGAUGUGUCGAUUCUACUCAGGUGCGUUUUUUAAGCACCCAUUGGUGUCGCGGCACGAGUGGUACUGGCGAAUUGAGCCCGAUGUAGAGUUUUUCUGCGACGUGACGUACGAUCCUUUCUGGGAAAUGCAAAGGCGUGGUAAGAAGUACGGCUUCACGGUGCUCAUCAAAGAGCUAUACUGGACCGUGCCGAAUCUGUUCCGGUACACCAGAAGCUUUAUCCGGCAGAACAAAGUCAAAGUCGGGGACCUUUGGGACCUGUUUGUGGAUAACUACAACGUUGCCGCAGGCGACGAGCUGCUGAACAAGCUGGCCAAUCAUGAGUGGGAGGUGGAGCGCGAGCUGAUGGACCGCGUGGAAAUAGAGCACCUGCUGGAGACCUCACAGUACACAAGUGCGGAAGAUGUGGACGAAGAGCUGGUGCGCACGCUGGUCAGCCGCGCAAAGCGUAAACCGCCUGUGAUUGAGGAUAAAUUCGACAACGAAGAGUACAACCUCUGCCAUUUCUGGAGCAAUUUCGAGAUCGCGCGCGUGGACCUGUUCAGCACAGGGCUGUACGCGUCGUACUUUGAAUUUUUAGAGCAGAGUGGCGGUUUCUGGGCAGAGCGCUGGGGCGAUGCGCCCGUCCACUCGCUUGGGCUUGGCAUGAUGCUCGACGCACGUGACGUUCACUACUUUCGAGACAUUGGCUACCAGCACUCAACGCUGGCGCACUGUCCCGCCAACAAGCGCGGCGGGCAGCUGCCGUACGUCGAGAACCCAGACUACGCAACAAUCUUCGGGAAAAAGCGCUCCGCGUACGCCCGCCUGGGCCGCCUGGGGCGGGCCCGUAGCAGCGAACAGACGUACGGGACCGGCUGCCGGUGCGUGUGUCCGCGGAAGCGCGACAUAGAAGACACGUCCGCGACGUGUUUCGGCGGCUGGUACGAACUGACGCGGGACGACCGCGUGGCGCGUACGCCAGUUGACGCGCCCGCGCUGCUGCACGAGCUGCGCGGCGAUUUCUAUAGCACGUAA
Lachancea thermotolerans CBS 6340 is the source of this 1551-nucleotide messenger RNA. Its product is annotated as glycosyltransferase family 15 protein. The transcript has a single exon. The record is from RefSeq and is a predicted model, not a curated record. Gene Ontology annotation, cellular component: membrane; Golgi apparatus. The coding region runs from base 1 to 1551 and encodes 516 amino acids. Gene Ontology annotation, biological process: protein N-linked glycosylation; cell wall mannoprotein biosynthetic process. Gene Ontology annotation, molecular function: alpha-1,2-mannosyltransferase activity. Lineage: Eukaryota; Fungi; Ascomycota; Saccharomycetes; Saccharomycetales; Saccharomycetaceae.